Phodopus roborovskii (desert hamster) is the source of this 1300-nucleotide messenger RNA. Its product is annotated as pregnancy-specific glycoprotein 22-like. The record is from RefSeq and is a predicted model, not a curated record. Gene Ontology annotation, cellular component: cell surface; plasma membrane. The transcript has 4 exons. NCBI's taxonomy places the organism in Eukaryota, Metazoa, Chordata, Mammalia, Rodentia, Cricetidae. The coding region runs from base 122 to 1297 and encodes 391 amino acids. Gene Ontology annotation, biological process: regulation of immune system process; signal transduction. Gene Ontology annotation, molecular function: protein tyrosine kinase binding.
UGCCCAAGUGGCCACUGAGUUAGUGCCACCCCUAGUGGCUGAAGGAGAUGAUGUCCUUGUCCUUGUCCACAAUCUGCCAGAGAAUCUUCUAGCCUUAGCCUGGUUCAAAGGACUAACAGACAUGAAACAAGGACUUGCAAUAUAUGGACUUCACAACAAUUUAAGUGCAACAGGGCCUAUGCACAGUGGUAGAGAGACCAUAUAUCGCAAUGGAUCCCUGCUGUUUGAAAAGGUCACCCAGAAGGACACAGGAUUCUAUACCCUAAGAACCUAUAAUAAGCGUGGAAAAAUCAUAUCAACAACAUCCAUGUACCUCCAUGUGCAGGCCUUCCUUUGGAACUGUGGGCGCCAUGUCACCUCCGCCCAGCCCACUGUUGAAUCAGUACCUCCCAGCGUUGCUGAAGGGGGGAGUGUUACUCUACUCAUUCACAAUCUCCCGGAGAAUCUCCAAGGCUUUGUCUGGUUCAAAGGAAUAUCUGUGUUCUGGGAACACGAGAUUGCCCGAUACACAAUAGGCAGAAGUUCAAGUGAUACAGGGCCUGCGCACAGUGGCAGAGAGACGUUGAACAGUGAUGUAUCCCUGACGAUUCACAACGUCACUCGGAAUGACACCGGACUGUACACCCUACGGAUUGUGAGUGCAGAUAUGAAAAGUGAGGAAGCACAUGCCCAGCUCCAAGUGGACACCUCCCUUUCUCCAUGCUGUAACCCUCUAUACUCAUCACAAAUCAUGAUCCAACCAGUGCCUCAGUACGUUGCUGAAGGGAAAAGUGUUUUUCUCCAAGUUCAUAAUCUUCCAGAAGAUUUCCAAGCCUUUACUUGGUACAGGGCAGUGUAUCGUGUUCCAUAUUUUGAAAUAGUCGAAUACCACAGAAUCCUGAAUACCAUUACCUGGGGAGAUCAAUACAGCACAAGAGAGACUGUGUAUUCCAAUGGAUCCCUGCUGCUCAAGGACAUCACUGAGAAAGAUGCAGGAAUGUACACACUAGAAGUUUUGAAAAGUGAUUUCCAAAUUGAGAAAAUAUGUGCACAAUUCUAUCCUCUCGUGCAAAUCACUAACAGCGUAGUCUCAUCACACAGAUGUGUGAUCUUCACCUGUGUUUCACCUGACACUGAUAUUUACAUUCAUUGGUUCUUCAAUAACCAGAGUCUGCAUCUAUCAAGUAGGAUGACUCUGUCCCCAACAAAGCGUGGACUCAGAAUAUGUCCUGUACGGUUGGAGAAUUUUGGAGAGUAUCAGUGUAUGGUCUCCAACCGAGUCAGUUCAAAGACCAGUCUCCCAGUCUUGUUUCGCUGAUAA